GAAGCGGUGGGAGUCCCGCCCCCUCUCCCCCAACCCCGGUUUCUGGUGGGCCGUGAGUUAGUGGCGGUUGGCCCGGUGGCCCUAGCUCCUGAGGCCUCCGUCCGCUCGCAUCCUCCUGUGCUCGGACAGCGCUGACUGUCGGGGAAGGCCCCUGAAGUCCGACGGAGUCCUCGCGACGGGUGCAGGAGGACGCUGCAGCCGAGGUGAUGGCGUCAGAGGUGACGGCCGUGGAGGGCCUGUGGCUGAACGAGGGGACAGACGCGAGUGAAGAAGGGCCUGUUCCUGGAAGGAUCGCAGCUCUCUGGGAGGGCCUGGGGCAUCGUUGUCGCAGUCGUGUCUGACCACUGAGCCUCAGGGGCUCAGAGUCCCCGUUCGUCAGUUCUUAGGUGGCCAGUGAUGGCUCAGGAACGCCCCUCUGCACCAGGCUGGUUGAAGCACCUGCGUUUGGGUGUGGGGGCCUCUGCCGCGCGGGCUGGGCGCGAAAACCAGUUCACUUCCGGAAGUUGCAGUGGGCGUAGCUCGACGAUGACGGUGGUGCGCCACCACCUGCGUUCUUGCGUCUGUUGGGCCCGGACAGUCCAUGGGUGUUUCUUGAUUUUUCCCGUGUAACCGAUCGUAGUAUAGGUUCCGUCGUGAACAGAACAGGCAAAAUAUCACAAUCCCCUUGAAGCGGACGUUCUAGGAUACAGAAAAUACAAAGGAUGUAAAUAACAUACGCACUGUGCGGAUGGUGGUGAUUCCUCAAAAGAAGAAACAAAGCGAGGGGAGGGGUGUGCUGAGGUCCUGAGCUGUGUGUGCCUCUGGGAGAGUCUUCCUCUGGGACCGUUAUCUCUGAGGGUGUGCCUAGGAUGUGUGCUUGGGGGUGCCAUCGGUAUUUCCAGUGAUGAAGGCUGGGUGAUUCUGUAUAUUUGUCUGCAGGGCCACAUGUGUCUGUCUGAUAGGUUCCAUGUGUUCCAUCAUCCUGGUGAUGAUGGUCCCUGUGUCCAGGCAGGAGUGUCAGUGCCUGUCUCACUGCAUGCGGUAGUGGUUUUUUUGUGCCUAUGUAUGGGCUCCCCAGUAUGUGUGUAAUGAAAUAUAAAGGCCUGUCAGGUGCAGAUUUACAAGCGGGCUCUACUUAACUUCUAAGAGGCACAUAAUUAUCGUGUAUUAAAUUCCUACGUGUGCAAAAACUGGAAACCUUUACGAUUAUUUUUAGUAAGUUUGUGCAAGCUCCAUACUGCAUGAAAUGGAAAGGUUGGGAUCAAGCCAACUUUUUAGGUUUAUUCAGUAAUCAGUGAAAUGAAAUAAAAUUCAGGUAUAUAAGUAAGUUUUAAGGUUUCUUUAUUUUGAGAGAAGUGUGGGGGCAGGGCAGAGAGAGCAUCCCAAGCAGACUCUGCUGUCAGCACAGAGCCUGAUGUGGGGCUCGAUCUCCUGAAUCAGGAGAUCAUGGACCUGAGCUGAAAUCAAGAGUUGGAUGCUUAAUGACCGAGCCACCCAGGCUCUCCUUAUGCAUAAAUGCUUUGAUACAUAUACGUGUCCAUGAAACCAUGACUGUGAUCAUAAUAAACUAGAAAACUCAGUUUUGAAUGAGGACUAAGUUACAAAUGGGAUAUUGGACAGUAUAAAUUCUCAAUUUAUUAGAUACCUACCAAAAACUGGAGCUCGUUUCAGGGAUAAAAAUGUUUCCAUGUUAUAAAAUAUUAUCAUAUUUUAUUAUCAUAUUUUACCAAGAAGACGAAGCAGGCAUUGCUGCCCAGUGGUAAAAAUUAUGGAUAUGUUAACACAUGGACAGUAACAAAGGAUUAUUUAAAAGGGAGUAAUAAAUCUGUCAACUCCAUGUAUGAUAAUCAACUUACUGAAGAUUUACGUGAAGGAGGAAGCUAGAACACUCUUGGAAGUUAUGGCAAGUUUUUGUGACUUUGGAAUAUGGGGAGUUUUCUUACAUAAGAAAAAAUAGUAAGCUACAAAGGAAGAGAAUGAGAAAUUAAACUAUUAAAACUCAUUACAGACCACUGAAAUGUAGAAUAAAGGGGGUACAAAGAUAAACCACAGUCUGGGAGACAAUAUUUGCAAUACGUACAAAUGAAAAAGAUGCAUAUCCAGAGUAUAUGAAGAAAUCAGAAGAAACCAAUAAGCAUACAAAUGAAUUAAAAGUAAGAAAAUGAUAAAGAUUACACAGACGAAAGACCUACAAAGUGCUCGAUAUCAUUGGUAAUUAGUAAAAAGCAAGACACACGAGGCAAUCCUGUUUCACAUGGACUAUAUAGGCAAAUAUUCAACAGUUGCAGUGUGGUCAAUCAUCUUAUGCAAGAAUAGUGGGAGUGUUGAUUCACACAUCCCAUUGGCAUUUCCUAUAAUUUGAAAUUAUCCAUAGUCUCCAAUUCAGUAGUUUUUCUCCAAUGUGUAGAGGAUUUGUUAUGAACUGCCACUUGGAAAUCGAGACAAGAAUGAUAGGAGCAGCAUUUUCCACGCCAGGAAAACAUACACAUGAAAGAGCCCCGAAACUAUAAGCACUGGAAAGGAUGAGUAAAUUGGGUCACCCCCAGCCACAGAUGCCUGCAUGCGUGAAACAGACUGAGGCAAGGAAAUCAAUGACGACCAUGUUCCAGAGAGAGACACAGAAUCCGAAGCAGGCUCCAGGUUCUGGGCUGUCAGCACAAGAGCCUGAUGUGGGGCUCGAACUCAAAAGCGGUGAGAUCAUAACCUAAGGCCAAGUCAGACGCUCAACCGACUGAGCCACGCAGGUGCCCCCAAAUGUCUGUGUUCUUAAAGAGCCCAGACCCAAGGGUGACCUUGCAGUCCCAAGCCAACCUCUGACCCCUGGAGGACACCAGGGCCUCCUGUCCUGUCUUGUCCCAGCCCAGCCGGGAUUGGGCACCCCUCCUUCUCUGGACAGAGAGGUAUUGCUCGGUGGGGAAAUGGGAGUCUGGAAACAGGAGGUGCCGCAGACCUGCGGGAAGACGCCGAAGUCCUUGGGGGAACUAGAGCUGGUUCUACUUGUACCCAAGUGUCCCUACUGUGACCAGCCGGAAGGGGCCAGCCACUCGUGUUGCAGUCGUGCUGAAUCGUCCCGUCGGGGGCCCUGGGGCGAGGGUGGUGGAUUAUCUGGUUGGGAGGGCUGGGGCGGGGUCUGCAAGCCGUGUCCAAUCAGGGUCCGCGGCCUCGGAGCACCGUCCAAUCAGAACCGCGGGCGGGCUCCCAGCCGUGUGGGCUGGGCUCUGAGACCGCCAGAGGCGCUAGUGUGCACCUGCCCCGUGCGGCUGCAGGUGUCUGGGUCGGCGUCGCGCUCACCUGCCUGGGCCAUGGAGCCACGGGGAGGACGCCAGGAGAGCCUGCAGCGAGGCCGCGAGAUGGACUCAGUGGUCUUUGAGGAUGUGGUUGUGGACUUCACCCAAGAGGAGUGGGCCCUGCUGAAACCUGCUCAGAAAAAGCUCUACAAAGAUGUGAUGCUAGAAACCUUCAGGAACCUGGUCACAGUAGAUGAUGAGAAUCAACUUAGAACCAAUGGGUCCACUUCUCAGCAGGUUAUUUUUGGAGAAAAAUUAUCCAAUGAGCAGAAAAUAGCAAGGUUCACAAAAAAUGAUUCCUGGACCUCCCUUUUUGGAGAAAAUUGGGAAGACCAGUGCAUUGAAGAUAAGCACAACAACCAGGGGAGACAUUUGAGCAGAAAUCAUAUGGUGGAGAGACUCUGUGACAGUAGCAAAGGUAAUACAUGUGGAGAAACCAUCAACCAUAUUCCAAGUCUUACGCUGUACAAGAAAACGCCUACUGGAGUAAAACUGUAUGAGUGUAUUCAGUGUGGAAAAGUCUUCAGGCAUCGUUCAUCCCUUAAGAGGCACAAAAGAAGUCAUACUGGACGCAAACUAUAUCAGUGUGAGGAAUGUGGGAAAGCGUUCAGUUGUUCUUCCUACCUAAGGAAUCAUGUGAAAACUCACAGUGGAGAGAAACCCUAUGCCUGUAAACUUUGUGGGAAAACAUUUAUCCGUUCCCACUCCCUCACUGGACAUAUAAGGAGUCACACUGGAGAGAAACCCUAUGAAUGUAAGGAAUGUGGGAAAGCCUUCAGUUGCCCCAAAUCCUUCCGCGUACAUGUGAUGAUGCACAAUGGUGGGAAGCCCUAUGAAUGUAAGCAGUGUGGGAAAGGCUUUAGCUGUCCCAAAUCCUUUCGAGUACAUAUGAUAAUGCACACUGGAGAGAAACCCUAUGAAUGUAAGCAGUGUGGGAAAGCCUACUGUUGGCUCACAUCCUUUCAGAGACAUGUGAGAAUUCACAAUGGAGAGAAACCCUAUAAAUGUGAAAAAUGUGGGAAAGCGUUUGGUUGGCCCUCAUCCCUACACAAACAUGUCCGAAUGCACACUGGAGAGAAACGUGUAAACAUAAGCAACGUGGGAAGGCCUUCAGUUGGCCCUCAUCCUUCCAAAAAUGUAAGAACGCACACUGAAGAGAAACGCUACGAGUGUGAAAAAUGUGGGAAAGCGUUUGGUUGGUCCUCAUCCUUACACAAACAUGACAGAAAGCACAGUGGUGAGAAACCCAUAAAUGCAAGCAAUGUGGGAAAGCUUUCAGUCAUCCUUCCAAAAAUGUAAGAAUGCAGACUAGAGAAAAACCCUUUAAGUGUGAAAAAUAUGGGAAAGCCUUCAGUUGGUCCCAAUCCUUCUAAAACCAUAAGGAUAAAGACUAGAGAGAAACCUCAGACGUGUGAAAAAUGUGGGAAAACUUUCAGUUGUCUCAAAGCGUUUCGUAGUCAUGUGAGAACUCACAGUCAAAGUUUCUAAAUAUAAGAAAACCUAGUGCAUAUUAAUUCAUGUAAAAUAGUUUGGAAAAUCCACACCAGAAGAGAAAUAUUAUAAAAGUUACACAGUAGUGCUCAGUAUCUCAUCCUUAAUGUGGACCUCUGGCAAGUGAAUUUCCAUGUCUCGUUCAACUAAACAUUGAGAUGAAAAUUCUCAAGUAUUCUGAGUACAUCUACACAGUACAUGAAUUUUGAUAUAUUGUAGGUUUUCUCCCCCUUCAUGAAUUCAGUUAAUAUUUCUGCAUCCAUUUUGAAGUGUGAUUCACCCACGGGUGGUUGAUGUGUUUUAAAUAUGCAUUAGGUUUAAUUUUAUAUAGUUUUAAAAUUGUUCUGUAAGUAUGGGGCCUUUAGACUAAUGUGACGUUGGUAUUUGUUUGGAUUUUCUUACUGGCCACGUAUGUUCCAAGCUGGGCAUCACUUUCCCAUUACAUACAUAUAUUCCAUUUUACUAUCUUCCUGAGAGAACUUACAACUUGACACUUAAAGUUGACACUUCUU
Molecule: messenger RNA, 5269 nt
Organism: Acinonyx jubatus (cheetah)
Lineage: Eukaryota; Metazoa; Chordata; Mammalia; Carnivora; Felidae
Gene: ZNF556
Product: zinc finger protein 556
Exons: 5
Coding region: 2898-4565 (555 amino acids)
Biological process (GO): regulation of transcription by RNA polymerase II
Molecular function (GO): DNA-binding transcription factor activity, RNA polymerase II-specific; RNA polymerase II cis-regulatory region sequence-specific DNA binding
Source: RefSeq, a predicted model, not a curated record